Molecule: messenger RNA, 2039 nt
Organism: Calypte anna (Anna's hummingbird)
Lineage: Eukaryota; Metazoa; Chordata; Aves; Apodiformes; Trochilidae
Gene: METTL22
Product: methyltransferase like 22
Exons: 11
Coding region: 355-1581 (408 amino acids)
Biological process (GO): protein methylation
Cellular component (GO): nucleus
Molecular function (GO): protein methyltransferase activity
Source: RefSeq, a predicted model, not a curated record
UGCCCCGGCCCUGCGUGUCCCGCCGGUGCCGGGGCGGCCUGGGGUGGCGGUGCAUGAAGCGACGAUGUUGCUUGUGCAGAGGUUUCUGCUUGCAGAGGGCGGGUUUGAGGCUGCAACAGUUGAAGAACCUCAUAGCUAAAGUUGGGAAGGCUGCGUGUGUACCCCGAAGCGUUGUUGGAUAUCCUGAUGUGCUUCUUACUGUCUUGUUGGAGCAUGGUGGAUGCAGCUUUGAUGAUCACAUCUUGCUUGAAGUCUUCUCAGAAACCUCAGCCAUGAGGUUAUCUUGCUGAGCAAAACUGUUAUUUAGUGCCUGUUAAUAGAAGAAUAUCAAACCAUCUUGUGACAGCACUGCAUAUGGAACUGUUGGGGUACUGUAGGUGUUACUCUCAGCAGCCCAUCAUGGUUGAUGUAGCAGAGGAGAUGGAUAACCCCACAUUUAAAUGUGACACAGUACUUUCUGAUGUUCAUUUACACUGUCCAAACAAAAGGCACCUCAUGGUACGAUUGAAUGCAGCUGGACAACCAGUAUUUCUGUCAUAUUUCAAACUCCUGUGGAACACAGAAGUUCCAGCAUCUGAGAAACACGUGAGAGAAGCUACAACAGAAGGAGAAAACCAGUACAGAAGUGGCAAUGAACUGUGUGACAAGGACAGGAAUAAUCUAAAAAAGGAAAGAGAAUUUAAUAAUGAAGUAGAAGCUCUGCUAGAUGAUGACGGAGACUUGGAAGUGGUCAGAAGGCCUCGAAGUGCCUCUGAUUUAGAAGCAAAUGAUCUUUUGAGGGAUAGAGUGUAUCCAGUAAUUCUGAUGAAAGGGAAAGAAGAUGCUUUUGAAGAUGAAGAACAAGAAUGCACGUGCAGUGAUGUUAUUAAAAUAGAACAUACUAUGGCAACCCCCUUAGAAGAUGUUGGUAAACAAGUCUGGCGUGCAGCCUUCCUUCUUGCUGAUUACAUUCUCUUUAAACGGGACACAUUCAGGUGUUGCUCAGUGCUAGAGCUUGGAGGUGGAACUGGAAUUACAAGCAUUAUCAUGGGAACAGUUGCCAAGAGAGUUUAUUGCACAGAUGUUGGUGAAGAUCUUCUGAGCAUGUGUGAGCAAAAUGUUGCAUUAAACAAACAUCUGACAGAGACAGGAAGAGGGGAAGUUAAAGUGAAAGAACUGGACUGGCUGAAAGAUGAGUUCUGCACUGAUCCUGAAGCUCCCUAUAGCUGGUCUGAAGAUGAGAUUGCUGAUUUGCAUGAUCACUGCACUGUGAUAAUGGCAGCUGACGUGUUCUAUGAUGAUGACCUGACAGAUGCCUUGUUCAGAACACUGUAUAGAAUCACACACAACUUGAGAAAUUCUUGCACAGUUUACCUAGCAUUAGAAAAGAGGCUGAAUUUCACUUUAAGACAUAUGGAUGUGACAUGUGAGGCCUACAGUCAUUUUAGAAAUAACCUAUAUGAUUUGGAAAACCUCCAAGAUAGAAAAAUGAAAUACACUGUGGAGCCCAUUAAGCCUGAUUUCUGCCAGUUUCUCAUUUAUGAACGAAUUGAGCAGUUGGAAUUGUGGAAGAUCAUUGCUGAACAGCUGACACAGAUGUGAGAAAAUAGAAGAACUUUACUGAAGGAUAAAGGCAUUUUUGAGUUUUAAGGAUUUUUAUCCCAAGAAAAGCAUGGAACUAUAUUCUCAGAAACAAUUGAUCUGCAGAUUUGCUUUACUUCAGUAAGUUUUGAGUUUGGUACUUGGUUUCUGUGAUGUUUUGCAAAGCUGUUUGAUAUUGAUCUUCAGAGUAUGUGCUGGAUGCCAGCCAGUGGCAGUGACACAGUGACUUGCUCUUUGGGAUUGAUGACCUAGGUUUUAGUCUGACAAAGAUGUAUUUAACCUUUUCCAGGUGUCUGAUUUUCAGAUGUCUGACAUUCUCCUUUUUAAUUUUCUGAACAUAGACACUGUUUCUGAUCUCAUCCCACUUCCAUAUUAUUUGUAUCUAUGGACAUUUGUGAAACAGUGCUCUGGUUAAGACCAGUUUGUCUUUUGGAUUAAAGUAUAACAGAUUGAUCAAA